Messenger RNA from Didymosphaeria variabile, 525 nucleotides. RefSeq lists its product as uncharacterized. The record is from RefSeq and is a predicted model, not a curated record. Lineage: Eukaryota; Fungi; Ascomycota; Dothideomycetes; Pleosporales; Didymosphaeriaceae. The transcript is spliced from 3 exons. The coding region runs from base 1 to 525 and encodes 174 amino acids.
AUGGGCGCGUCAGAAGACCUAGGCAGCAGCACAGCCACUGCCACCACUGUACUCACGUUUCCGUGCUCUGGAACAGCUCUCCCAAACGUCUGCCUCGCAAAUAGUUGGUCGAACACCAUCGCCAAAGUCACAGUUGUCCCUGGCGAUGUCUUCAAUAUGCCAACCGACAUCUCCAACCCCGCAGCAUCCAGCACAGGCAACGUCCUGAGCGUGCUGCCCUCGUUGACGGGAGAUGUUCCCGACACUACUACUGUAUCUGCUACCACUGUAUUCACGCUUGCGUGCACGGCGACCCCGCUUCCAAACGACUGUGAGGUGAAUAGCUGGUCUAACACCGUUAUUGAGGUUACUGCUACGCCUGGUCAAGUUCUGGUUAACCUCCCAACUGACCUCCUCGUAACGACUUCGCCGACGGCAAGCGAGAUUCAACAGCCAGCAGGAACACCUGGUGCUGCCAUGGGUAGGGAGGUCGGCGUUAUAGGGGCGGUGGUCGGUGGGCUAGUUGCUGGGUUGGUUGUGCUUUAA